Molecule: messenger RNA, 921 nt
Organism: Medioppia subpectinata
Lineage: Eukaryota; Metazoa; Arthropoda; Arachnida; Sarcoptiformes; Oppiidae
Source: the annotation of a GenBank genome assembly
AUGAAAUUAAAGACUUUUGCCGUCGUUUUGGACAAACCCGACGCCACGUAUCGGUGCGGAGAAGUGGUGAGUGGACAGUGUGUGCUCGUGUUGGAGGGAGAGCUGCACCUGAGCCAACUCACGAUUGCGCUGCGGGGAGAGGCGGUGUGCGAGUGGACGGAAGCGCGACAGGUGUCCGAAAGGGGCGCCGACGGGAAGCAGCGGUCGCGGCAGGAGACUGUGCGUCACCAUGGUCACCACCAGUGCCUCGACCUCCACUACUGCCCCGGAAACGUCUAUCCCUCGCUCCUGACUUCCGGUCAGCACAACAUCGGCCUCAACUUCCAGCUCCCAAUCGACGGAUCAAUUCCGCAGACAUUGGAAGCAAAGUUCGGGAGAAUUCGGUAUUUCAUCGAAAGUCACGUGAAAAAGACGCAAUUCUUCGCUUUCGACGAAAAGACCAAAAUUGGAAUCAAAAUAAUUUCCAAUCCUUUGAUUUCCGCGCAAGAAAUCGCCUUGCCGGUGAUGGCGAGCGCCAAUAAGACGGUGGGCGUGUUCGGGGGCGCGCCCCUCUCCUUGAGGGCGGAGUGCGCGCGCACCGCGCAUCCAAUCGGGCGCGCGAUGGCGAUCACGUGUUUCGUGGACAACCGGAGCAAGAAGGCGAUGACGUUGAAUGCGACGCUCAAAGAGGAAACGCUGUUCUUCGCGUCGGGCGCGCAGAAGAAGGAGGAGGAGAAGAUCGCGCGCGUCUCGGGACCAAUAAUCGGCGCGCAGACAUUGGCCACGGAGACGCUGCUGCUGCCGGUGCCGGUGUCGGCGCGCGUGCUCCACAACACGUGUCCCAUCAUCCGCGUGAAGCACGUGGUGGACGUGUAUCUGUCGAUCGCGGGCUCCUUCGACCUGCACUGCCAUCUGGCGGUCGUUUUGGUCAACGAUUUGUGA